This is a messenger RNA of Polypterus senegalus (gray bichir), 5007 nucleotides long. RefSeq names its product ubiquitin-associated and SH3 domain-containing protein B-like. The coding region runs from base 408 to 2324 and encodes 638 amino acids. Gene Ontology annotation, molecular function: protein binding. The record is from RefSeq and is a predicted model, not a curated record. The transcript is spliced from 14 exons. Lineage: Eukaryota; Metazoa; Chordata; Cladistia; Polypteriformes; Polypteridae.
CCAGAUUGAGAAAGGAAGUGCCAGUGCAUGGGCUGUUAUUAUCAAAGACUGACUACUGUACGUGGUCCUGGGCUUUUUCUUCUUUCCUUUCCUUCAUUUGUUUGCAUAUUGUGGAAAUUGUUCUAGCUGGCUAAGGGAAAAAAUUACACUUCCUUCUCUGAUGACUUUGUGGUUCCAGACCAGGAAAUCGUGAAGCAGACUGAUCUGCAUUUCUCAGGAGUGCGGACGCAUUUUUAAAAGGCAGCGCAAGUGAGGGAGGAGAGAGAGAAGAGGGAGAGAGAGAGAGGGAGAGAGCGAGCGAGAGAGAGAGAGAGAGAGAGAAAAAGAGGAAAGACUGCGCGAUUUUCUAUGUUUGCGCGCAGCCUGUGUCUUGUGUAGCGGUCCGCGGAGCUCAUGGAACAGUGAACAUGGCUGCGAAGGACGAGCUCUACUCCAAAGUGACUCCCAGGAGGAACAAGCAGAACCGACUAGGGACUAUCAAGCACGGAUCGUCUCUCGAUGUGCUGCUGUCAAUGGGCUUCCCCAGGUCCAGGGCUCAGAAGGCCCUGGUCUCAACAGGAGGAAGAAGUGUCCAAGCAGCAUGUGACUGGUUGUUUGCCCAUGUUGAUGACCCAUUCCUGGAUGACCCCCUUCCCCGGGAAUAUGUCUUGUAUCUGCGCCCAACAGGCCCCCUUGCACAUAAGCUCUCUGAAUUUUGGCAGCAGUCACGGAUCUCCUGUGGUAAAAACAAGGCACACAAUAUUUUCCCACACAUUACACUGUGCCAGUUCUUUAUGUGUGCCGACGGCAAAGUGGAUGCCCUAUGUGAUGCCCUGCACAGUGUCGUAAUCAAGUGGCGCAGCAAGUUCCCUGUCCCUCUGCCUCUGGAACUUUAUACGUCCUCCAACUUUAUUGGGCUCUUUGUUGAGGAGCAGUGUGCUGAGGAGCUCAAAAAGUUUGCUGCUGACUUUGCCUCAGAAGCUGCCUGCAAAGCAGAUGUCCAUGUGGAACCACAUAAGAAACAACUCCAUGUCACCCUGGCAUACCACUUCCAAGCUAACCAUCUGGGUACACUGGAGAAACUGGCCAAAACUAUUGAUAUCAAGUUGGGCUGUGAUUGGGUGGCUGCUCUUUUCUCUAGGGACAUCCGUUUUGCGAAUCAUGAGACUUUAAGAGUGAUGUACCCUUACACACCUCAAAAUGAAGAUGAGCUAGAGCUGGUGCCAGGAGACUUUAUCUUCAUGUCACCAAUGGAGCAGACCACCACCAGUGAGGGCUGGAUCUAUGGUACCUCACUGACUACUGGCUGCUCGGGCCUCUUACCAGAGAACUAUAUCCUUCGGGCAGAUGAGUGUGAUACCUGGGUUUUUCACGGGUCUUAUUCAUUCCUCAAUCUAGGUUCACCAAUAGGAUUUGGCAUGAGUGACAGGGUCUUGGAUGGCAAGCUACUAGAAGAACAUGGCCCAGCAGAGUCUCCCAGUCUCAGUGUGAUCUGUCAGCCAAUGCAGGUACUGCGGCUAAACCCACACACACAAAUUCCAAAGCGCUGCCUAUUUGUGUGCCGACAUGGUGAGAGGAUGGAUGUUGUAUUUGGAAAGCACUGGCUUUCACAGUGUUUCGAUGUGAAAGGUAGAUAUGUCCGUACGAAUUUAAACAUGCCUGCCAGUUUACCUCAGCGGAGUGGUGGAUUCCGGGAUUAUGACAGAGAUGCACCCAUCACAGUCUUUGGGUCAACGCAAGCCAGGCUAGUAGGUGAGGCUUUGUUGGAGAGCAACACUGCUGUUGACUUUAUCUACAGUUCCCCCUCAUUGCGCUGUGUGCAGACUGCUCAUAAUAUACUAAAGGGAAUGCAACAAGAAAAUAAACUGAAAAUUCGAGUAGAGCCUGGACUAUUUGAAUGGACUAAAUGGGUAUCAGGUAGCACUUUACCAGCCUGGAUUCCCUUGGCAGAUUUAGCUGCAGCCAAUCUGAGUGUGGACACAACAUACAGACCUCAUAUACCAAUCAGCAAACUAGGAGUUUCUGAGUCCUAUGAGACCUACAUCAGCAGGAGUUACCAGGUGACAAAGGAAAUCCUGUCAGACUGCAAAAGCAAAGGUAGUAAUAUUUUGAUUGUAGCACAUGCUUCCUCACUAGAAGCCUGCACUCGCCAGCUCCAAGGUCUGCCCCCUCAGAACUCCAAGGACUUUGUGCAAGUUGUUCGGAAGAUUCCUUACCUGGGUUUCUGUGCUUGUGAUGAACUUGGUGAUACUGGAGUUUGGCAGCUGGUGGACCCCCCCAUUCUACCCCUAACCCAUGGGCCAAAUCACUGCUUCAACUGGAGAGAGACCCUAUUGGACAACUGAUUGCAAGGUUGCCCAAGGAUUCAGCUGUAAAAGUCAAGUUCUCCAAAUGCUUUAGCCCUCUUGUCACCACAUUGUGCCAAUGUGGCAAACAAAUCAACAUUACAUCAUCUCUCUGUGUCUUUAGUGUUCAAACAGUUUGACUCUAAAAAACUGUUUCUAAGUAACCAAGCAUUGGGUGCCAUCCUGCUUCAUGGCACAAUGCCUCUUGAUUUCUGUUGAAUGUGCUCAGUCUCACCACAGAAUUGCCUUUGCACGGUGAAACAAAGGGAGUGAGCAUUACUGCACUUUGGAAAGUUGUGAAAAACCUGUAAGUGUUUGGUUUCACUUACCUCACCAUACCUUCCUCCAAUGCUUUUUGUGAUAUUUGUAGCAUUUUGUGUCUCUGACCAUUUUUUAAUUCACUAAGUUGUGAAGCCAUGGGGUGAAGGACAGGGUACAAGUGUUGGAGGAGUCUGGCUUUUCUCUGAAACAGUACAAGUCUUUGGUUGCUUGAGCAGCCUAUACUUUGACUUGGAGAGCAUCAAGUGACACACAGAAGGGGUCUAAAUUGUUUUCUCAGUAUGGUGGAGAAAAGCAGAGCAAAUGUGAUGAGCUGUUUAUGGUGCAUGUUAGUGUGGAAUCAACGUCACAUUGAAUUCAAUGUCUUAAAUAGUAUAUUCACAACACCUGGAAGAAACAUGUCUCUGAUCCUGUAUAUUGGCUAGUUACUUAUGGCGUAUAAAAGUUCAAAUGUUUAGCCAGUUCCCAAAGAUAUGUCUCAAAAGGGACCUUGGUUUUUCUGAAAUUUAGCAGAAACUGGAAUCUGUGACUAAUGCAAUUACUUUUGAGAGCUCUGCAAGCUGUUCUAUGCAGGAAGGUAUAGCUAUUUGUGAAAUAAUUUAUUUUUUUGAUGUUAAAUGCUGGGUGAGGGUGGGGUGGGUUGGGGAGUACGAAAUUAUGCUGGAGAAAAUUCCAGCACUUCCAUGGAAAAUAUGAUUUGUGAAACUUGAGAAGCGCACUUUCAUCCGUGGUUUCCCAGGCACAGCAGCACCCAAAUAGUAGGCUUUCUCCUUAUAUUUUCAGAAAUAUAUCAUUCAAUCUAUGGAUCCUAAGUUGAAUAACCUGAGAUGACAAUACUAAAAAAAAAAAUGUCUACCACUGCGGCACUGCACUUCAAGUAUACCAGUUUCCCUUUGGGAGGCCAAAGAUAAGCUCUUCCACCCAUCAGUCACCAUCCAUCCAGCCAAACCUGCCUCCCUUUAACUUUUGACAUUUGAAUAUUUUUACUGGAGAGUGAGAUGAUUCUCUUGUGACAUAUUUAUAAUUUAUUGUGGUGUAGGCAGGGCCUCUUUGCACAUGGACUAACUUCAGAAUACUUCAUCUAAUAGUUGGCUUCUAAUAUUGUCAAGGAAAUAUUCUGGGUAACGCCUUGAGCUUAGCUUUGUCUGCAGUGGCUUUAUGCACUAAGAGUAUUUCAUUUUAGGCAGUAUAUUUAAAUUUCAGUAUACUAGUUUGAAACAUGUUUGUGCUGUAGGUUCAACAGGCUGUUUAAUAUGUAUUUUGUAAAUUGUGAACUUAAUGUCUUUAAAUGACUGUAAUUUUUUAUUUUUUUUUGCCUUAAAUAUCCUUGUCUCAUUUAAUUAUUUCCCUUUUUCAUUCAUUCAUUCAGUUAUUUUCAAAAAUUGAUCAUUUCAAUUCAGUGGGAGGUGGAUCUCAUCCUAAUGGCCUUGAUUGAAAGGCUGGUACAAAGUUUGAAUAGAAAGACAUUCUAUUAGAGCUCCCAGUCACUUCAAAAUUGUUUAUAUGUGAAGAGAUCUCUGAGAUAGUCCAUGUUAACUAGUUGUAUUGGGGCCAGUGGGAGGUUUGUGGUGUAAGGACACCCCAAUAGGCAGUAAACUUACUGGUAUGGGAAUGCAGCAUUCUGGAGUUGUGUGGCUGCACCACUAAACAAUGUGCCACCAUACUGCCCAACUGUAUUUUCUGAAAGUCACCUCCAUUCGUAUGCCGCAAAAUAUGUUAUUAUUUAGCCAUGUAUUCUCAUAUUCCUUUAUCUCAUGUCAGUUGCAUAAUUAAUUUUUUCAUUUACAAAAACUGUUCUAAAGAUAUAAGGUUUGACUUUUUUUCUGAAAUAUAUUCUCAAGUUUAAACUAGUCAUCUAUUUAAAAGAACUGAUUCCAUUCAUAAAACAGGUUACUUUUUCCACAACAUACAAUCUCUUAAAUUCUAUUACCCUUUUUCAAUGACUUACUGACUCAUGGCAAAGAAGUGUUACAUCAUCCUGUAUGUCUUCUUACCACUUCCCAUCUAGGUGUUAAUUUAACAUUUGCAGAUCUCUUUGGUGCUAUUCAUAAAGUCUUUUUAAGAAAUUUGAAUACUAUGUUUACCUCAGGAUCUCUUUAACCCACUUGAGUUUAACUGCAGUAAGUUCAAAAAAACAUGUAAUGAAAGAAUUCCUAAUGCUCACUGCCACCAAGUGUGUUUUUGUACCUUGAAGUAUCUCAACCCUCAGUGAGUUCCUUCUGCUUACUGUAAUUCUGCUGCGUGACAGAGAAUGCAGUUGAACUCCUGUUUAAUCUAUAAAAGAGUGUUGUAAUUCUGAGUAAACAGGGGAAAGACAGAGAAAAAGACGAUCUGUUUUACUGUUAAGAGCAUAUCAUUUCAGGUUUUAUCAUAAGUAUUAUCAAAAUGACAACGAGCAGAGUGA